This is a messenger RNA of Esox lucius (northern pike), 2275 nucleotides long. It is a transcript of the gene carm1, whose product is annotated as coactivator-associated arginine methyltransferase 1. Gene Ontology annotation, molecular function: protein-arginine N-methyltransferase activity. The transcript has 16 exons. The record is from RefSeq and is a predicted model, not a curated record. Gene Ontology annotation, biological process: peptidyl-arginine methylation. NCBI's taxonomy places the organism in Eukaryota, Metazoa, Chordata, Actinopteri, Esociformes, Esocidae. Bases 58 to 1824 code for a protein of 588 amino acids.
UGUGAGCCCCAUCACCAGAGCCCCACUUCACGAGCUGUCUCUUCCUCCAGAUCGAAGAUGGCGGUGUCGGUGUUCCCCGGCGUGCGACUCCUAUCCAUCGGAGACGCCAAUGGAGAAAUACAGCGUCACUCUGAGCAGCAGCCUCUACGACUGGAGGUGAAAGCCACCCAGGACGCGGCCCUGAUUAACCUAUCCAACGCAGAGGAGACAUGUGUGUUUAAGUGCUCAGUCUCCCGGGAGACGGAGUGCAGUCGCGUGGGGAAACAGUCGUUCAUCAUCACGCUGGGCUGCAACAGCGUCCUGCUGCAGUUCUCCUCACCUGCAGACUUCUCAUCGUUCCAUAACCUCCUGAAGAACUGCCGCGGACACAGUGGGGAGCGUUCGGUCUUCAGUGACAGGACCGAGGAGUCCUCUGCCGUACAGUACUUCCAGUUCUAUGGCUACCUCUCUCAGCAGCAGAACAUGAUGCAGGACUAUGUUAGGACAGGAACCUACCAGAGAGCCAUACUGCAGAACCACACUGACUUCAAAGACAAGGUGGUGUUGGAUGUUGGCUGUGGUUCUGGGAUUCUGUCCUUCUUUGCUGCUCAGGCUGGGGCCAGGAAGGUCUAUGCUGUGGAGGCCAGCACCAUGGCCCAGCACGCAGAGGUCCUGGUGAACUCUAACCGCUUGGGAGAUCGGGUGGUGGUGAUCCCUGGGAAAGUAGAGGAGGUGACGCUACCAGAGCAAGUGGACAUCAUCAUCUCAGAGCCCAUGGGCUACAUGCUCUUCAACGAGAGAAUGCUGGAGAGCUACCUCCAUGCCAAGAAGUUCCUCAAACCAACCGGUAAAAUGUUUCCUACCAUCGGUGACGUGCACCUGGCCCCCUUCACAGACGAACAGCUCUACAUGGAGCAGUUCACCAAGGCCAACUUCUGGUAUCAGCCGUCUUUCCACGGUGUGGACCUCUCGGCCCUGCGGGGGGCAGCGGUGGAUGAGUAUUUCCGCCAGCCCAUUGUGGACACGUUUGAUAUCCGUAUCCUAAUGGCCAAGUCCGUCAAAUACACAGUCAACUUUCUGGAGGCCAAAGAAGAGGAUCUUUACAGGAUAGAGAUUCCCUUUAAGUUCCAUAUGAUGCACUCAGGGCUUGUACACGGUCUGGCCUUCUGGUUCGACGUCGCAUUCAUGGGAUCCAUGGUGACGGUGUGGCUCUCCACGGCCCCCACAGAGCCGCUCACUCAUUGGUACCAGGUACGCUGUCUGCUCCAGUCACCGCUCUUCACCAAGGCCGGAGACACACUGUCCGGCACCGCACUGCUCAUCGCCAACAAGAGACAAAGCUACGACAUCAGCAUCGUGGCCCAAGUGGACCAGACCGGCUCCAAGUCCAGCAACCUCCUGGACUUGAAGAACCCCUUUUUCAGGUACACAGGCAGCACCCCCACCCCCCCUCCGGGGUCGCACUACACCUCCCCCUCUGAGACCAUGUGGAACACUGGGGGGGCCUACAGCAUGAGCCAGGGCAUGGCUGUGUCAGGGAUGCCUACAGCCUAUGACCUGAGUACGGUGAUGGGCAGCGGGUCAACGGUGUCCCACAACAACCUCAUCCCCCUCGUAAACACAGGGAUAGUGAAUCACACUCACUCCAGGAUGGGCUCCAUCAUGAGCACAGGAAUCGUCCAGGGAGCGUCCACAGGUCAGUCUGGUCCCAGCGGAAGCGGUGGCUCUCUCCAGCAGCAGCAGCAGCACUAUCCCGUCACCAACCAGUUCACCAUGGGCGGGCCCGCCAUUUCCAUGGCCUCUCCCAUGGCCAUCCCCAGCAACACCAUGCAUUAUGGGAGUUAAGACCCUGUAAACCCCCCCCCCCUACACACACACACACACACACACACAACGCCCUGCAUGACCUCUACUAGUCCCUCCCCUACCGACCACAGCCAAAACCUGAAUACCAAAACCAGAGGUGUCGUGUCGUACCUUCAGCACAUCUUUCUUCUCUCUUCUACUGUCAGUCUCUCUCACUGGUGUUAUUCUGUCGUAUCCGUCCCUCCCAGCCACCACAGACACUUCCCUCCGUCUUCAUCGCUGUGCAGCAGCUGCUACGCUAUCCCCAGUCCAGCCAGAGGGUGGCAGCGUCGCCACGUUUUAACCACAUUGAUGGGCCGAUGAGCACAAAAAAAUGGACUUUUUUUUCUUCAUGAACGGAGUAUAGAACUGACUUGAACUUUGUUUGACUGGACCUUUUAAUGCUUUGCAUAUGCAUACAUGUACACCUACACACACACACACACACACA